Capra hircus (goat) is the source of this 822-nucleotide messenger RNA. It is a transcript of the gene TMEM212, whose product is annotated as transmembrane protein 212. The record is from RefSeq and is a predicted model, not a curated record. Lineage: Eukaryota; Metazoa; Chordata; Mammalia; Artiodactyla; Bovidae. Bases 1 to 822 code for a protein of 273 amino acids. The transcript is spliced from 4 exons.
AUGCAGCAUUUAUACCAGUCUGCUGGCUGGGUCCUCGUUACUCUGGGGACUCUCAGUGUACUCUCUGGAGUUCUUGCUUUCUUCCCAGUCUUUUCCUGCAAGUUUUGGUUCACAGGAUGGAGUGUCUGGAUUGCUUGUCCCAUCUGGAAUGGAGUUUUGGCCAUCACAACUGGUAUCCUCCUACUGUUGGCUCACAAAGAGUGGACGCAGAGACACCUGUGGGAAGCUAGUUUCACCUCUGUGAUUCUGAGCACAAUGGGAUGCGCACUUCAUUUUACAGUAGCCUUGGUUUCUGCUCUCCUUGGCCCGUAUUGCUUCUACUCACUCUCAGGGAUUGCAGGGAUCAAUUACCUCGGUUAUGCAGUUGCUUUUCCUUUUCCGUAUGCAAAAUUCCCAUCCGUCUGUGUGGACCCACCACACUAUGAAGAGUACCAUCUGACACUGCAAGCCGUCGACCUGUGCCUGAGCUCUGCCAUGCUCUGUGUGUCCCUGACAGCGUUCACACUUUCUGCAAGACUUAUCCAGAGUGGACAUGUCAGUGUAAGUUUCCAGAACAGGGCAGACACUUCUCGUUCCAUUUUAAAUGCUAACAUGGAAAGUUUGGAUGAGGUCUUCCUUUCCUUCAGGGACAGUUUCAGUUGUACGUUUGGUGACACAGAGUUUGAGCCUCAAAUCAGAUUAGUGUCAGUGCGCAUCGCAGCCUGCCUCUUCACCAUGCUCUUCAUUGCUCCUCCAAACCAUGCUGUGGUGCUCUCUCUGCUCACUCUGGUGCUUGGCACUGUCUCAAGCUCCUGGACAACUAUCUCCCCCAGCCCACACUAA